Messenger RNA from Piliocolobus tephrosceles (Ugandan red Colobus), 3646 nucleotides. It is a transcript of the gene FOXA1, whose product is annotated as forkhead box A1. Bases 436 to 1848 code for a protein of 470 amino acids. The transcript is spliced from 3 exons. Gene Ontology annotation, biological process: regulation of transcription by RNA polymerase II; anatomical structure morphogenesis; cell differentiation. Lineage: Eukaryota; Metazoa; Chordata; Mammalia; Primates; Cercopithecidae. Gene Ontology annotation, molecular function: transcription factor binding; RNA polymerase II cis-regulatory region sequence-specific DNA binding; DNA-binding transcription factor activity, RNA polymerase II-specific. The record is from RefSeq and is a predicted model, not a curated record.
AAAAAAAAGUUAUGUCAUAAAGAUAUAAACCGGUGCUGUGACUCACCUGCUCUUAGCCGCAGGUGCGAGCGUCUUUGUGCGGCGGACAAAUGGGGAGAGGACGAGGAGGUGGGCACUCGAGCGACGUAAGAUCCACAUCAGCUCAACUGCACUCGCUUCGCAGAGGCCGCCCGCUCACUUCCCGCGGAGGCGCUCCCCGGCGCCGCGCUCCGCGGCAGCCGCCUGCCCCCGGCGCUGCCCCCGCCUGCAGCGCCGCCGCCGCCGCGCAAGCCGCGCCCCGCAGCUCUGGGCUUCCUCUUCACCGGGGUGGCGUUGGGCCCGCGCGGGCGCUCGGGUGACUGCAGCUACUCGGCUCCCCUCCCCCGCCCCGCGCCGCACGGCCGCCCGUCGCUUCGCACAGGGCUGGAUGGUUGUAUUGGGCAGGGUGGCUCCAGGAUGUUAGGGACUGUGAAGAUGGAAGGGCAUGAGACCAGCGACUGGAACAGCUACUACGCGGACACGCAGGAGGCCUAUUCCUCCGUCCCGGUCAGCAACAUGAACUCAGGCCUGGGCUCCAUGAACUCCAUGAACACCUACAUGACCAUGAACACCAUGACCACGAGCGGCAACAUGACCCCGGCGUCCUUCAACAUGUCCUAUGCCAACCCGGGCCUAGGGGCCGGCCUGAGUCCCGGCGCCGUAGCCGGCAUGCCCGGGGGCUCGGCGGGCGCCAUGAACAGCAUGACUGCGGCCGGCGUGACGGCCAUGGGUACGGCGCUGAGCCCGGGCGGUAUGGGCGCCAUGGGCGCGCAGCAGGCGGCCUCCAUGAAUGGCUUGGGCCCUUAUGCGGCCGCCAUGAACCAGUGCAUGAGCCCCAUGGCGUACGCGCCGUCCAACCUGGGCCGCAGCCGCGCGGGCGGCGGCGGCGACGCCAAGACGUUCAAGCGCAGUUACCCGCACGCCAAGCCGCCCUACUCGUACAUCUCGCUCAUCACCAUGGCCAUCCAGCAGGCGCCCAGCAAGAUGCUCACGCUGAGCGAGAUUUACCAGUGGAUCAUGGACCUCUUCCCCUAUUACCGGCAGAACCAGCAGCGUUGGCAGAACUCCAUCCGCCACUCGCUGUCCUUCAAUGACUGCUUCGUCAAGGUGGCGCGCUCCCCGGACAAGCCGGGCAAGGGCUCCUACUGGACGCUGCACCCCGACUCCGGCAACAUGUUCGAGAACGGCUGCUACUUGCGCCGCCAGAAGCGCUUCAAGUGCGAGAAGCAGCCGGGGGCCGGCGGCGGGGGCGGGAACGGGAGCGGCGGCGCCAAGGGCGGCCCUGAGAGCCGCAAGGACCCCUCUGGCGCCUCUAACCCCAGCGCCGACUCGCCCCUCCAUCGGGGCGUGCACGGGAAGGCCGGCCAGCUAGAGGGCGCGCCGGCCCCGGGGCCCGCCGCCAGCCCCCAGACUCUGGACCACAGUGGGGCGACGGCGACAGGGGGCGCCUCGGAGUUGAAGACACCAGCCUCCUCAUCUGCGCCCCCCAUAAGCUCCGGGCCGGGGGCGCUGGCCUCUGUGCCCCCCUCUCACCCGGCACACGGCCUGGCACCCCACGAGUCCCAGCUGCAUCUGAAAGGGGACCCCCACUACUCCUUCAACCACCCGUUCUCCAUCAACAACCUCAUGUCCUCAUCGGAGCAGCAGCAUAAGCUGGACUUCAAGGCAUACGAGCAGGCACUGCAGUACUCGCCUUACGGCUCUACGUUGCCCACCAGCCUGCCUCUAGGUAGCGCCUCGGUGACCACCAGGAGCCCCAUCGAGCCCUCAGCCCUGGAGCCGGCGUACUACCAAGGUGUGUAUUCCAGACCGGUCCUAAACACUUCCUAGCUCCCGGGACUGGGGGGUUUGUCAGGCAUAGCCAUGCUGGUAGCAAGAGAAAAAAAUCAACAGCAAACAAAACCACACAAACCAACCCGACAACAGCAUAAUAAAAUCCCAACAACUAUUUUUAUUUCAUUGUUCAUACACAACCUUUCCCCCAGUGCAAAAGACUGUUACUUUAUUAUUGUAUUCAAAAUUCAUUGUGUAUAUUACUACAAAGACAACCCCAAACCAAUUUUUUUCCUGCGAAGUUUAAUGAUCCACAAGUGUAUAUAUGAAAUUCUCCUCCUCCUUUGCCCCCCUCUCUUUAUUCCCUGUUUCCCCUUCAGGCAUUCUAGUUUAUGGAGGGUUAUUUAAAAAAAAACAAAACAAGAAGAUGCUCAAGUUUGUAAAAUAUUUGUUUGUGCUUUUCCCCCCUCCUUACCUGACCCCCUACGAGUUUACAGGUCUGUGGCAAUACUCUUAACCAUAAGAAUUGAAAUGGUGAAGAAACAAGUAUACACUAGAGGUUCUUAAAGUAUUGAAAGACAAUACUGCUGUUAGAUAGCAAGACAUAAACAGAUUAUAAACAUCAGAGCCAUUUGUUUUUCAGUUUACAUUUCUGAUACAUGCAGAUAGCAGAUGUCUUUAAAUGAAAUACAUGUAUAUUGUGUAUGGACUUAAUUAUGCACAUGCUCAGAUGUGUAGACAUCCUCCGUAUAUUUACAAAACAUAUAGAGGUAAUAGAUAGGUGAUAUACAUGAUACAUUCUCAAGAGCUGCUUGACCGAAAGUUACAAGGAUCCCAACCCCUUUGUCUUCUCUACCCACAGACGGCCCUGGGAAUCAAUUCCUCAGGAAUUGCCCUCAAGAACUCUGCUUCUUGCUUUGCAGAGUGCCAUGGUCAUGUCAUUCUGAGGUCACAUAACAUAUAAAAUUAGUUUCUAUGAGUGUAUACCAUUUAAAGAAUUUUUUUUUCCAGAAAAAGGGAAUAUUACAAUGUUGGAGGAGAGAUAAGUUAUAGGGAGCUGGAUUUCAAAACGUGGUCCAAGAUUUAAAAAUCCUAUUGAUUGUGGCCAUUUUAAUCAUUGCCAUCGUGUGCUUGUUUCAUCCAGUGUUAUGCACUUUCCACAGUUGGACAUGGUGUUAGUAUAGCCAGACGGGUUUCAUUAUUAUUUCUCUUUGCUUUCUCAAUGUUAAUUUAUUGCAUGGUUUAUUCUUUUUCUUUACAGCUGAAAUUGCUUUAAAUGAUGGUGAAAAUUACAACUUAAAUUGUUAAUUUUUAUCAAUGUGAUUGUAAUUAAAAAUAUUUUGAUUUAAAUAACAAAAAUAAUACCAGAUUUUAAGCCGUGGAAAAUGUUCUUGAUCAUUUGCAAUUAAGGACUUUAAAUAAAUCAAAUGUUAACAAAAGAGGAUUUCUGUUAUUUUUCUUCACUUAACUAAAUCCAAAGUGGAUAUUUCUAAAUACGAUAUUUUUCAAAUUCUAGAACUGAAUAUAAAUGACAAAAAUGAAAAUAAAAUUGUUUUUUCUGUUAUUAUAAAUGAAUGUUAAAGGGAGUGAAAGAAAUUCAAGUACAGUGUAUAAAUUGAUUUAAUAUUCCAAGAAUUGAGAUUUUUAAGAUUCUUUAUUCCCAGUGAUGUUUACUUCAUUUUUUUUUUCACAUCGGCUUAAGCCUUCUGUGUUUCCUUUGAGCCUUUUCACUACAAAAUCAAAUAUUAAUUUAACUACCUUUCCUCCUUCCCCAAUGUAUCACUUUCCUUUAUCUGAGAAUUCUUCCAAUGAAAAUAAAAUAUCAGCUGUGGCUGAUAGAAUUAAGUUGUCUCCA